AUCCCCUCAAACUUGGCAACGCCACCAACCCCCAACACGAUGUUUUGCAGUUGAUUGGAUAUUUUUUUACUACAAAGAAAUGCGUUGUGAAACCUAAUUUCCCCAAUAUUAUCACCUUAUGCCGCCUGGAAAAAUGUAUUUAGAACACUUACUGUCUAGAGAGAAGAAAAUAUGAGACACGCGAUUGCAUGUGUACAAUGUCGGAGGCGCAAGAAGAAGUGCUAUGUGCCCCAACGUAGCAACAGCUGCUGCAAGUAUUGCGCAGAAAAGAAAUUAUGCUGUAGCUUGACAAAUUCAAUUGAAAGACUACUCAAUUCAGGACGGAAUACAGGGCCGGCUCCAGGUUUAGAGAAUCACGACCAAUCUCUGUCUCCAAGAGAUACUUCGCCUGUGAUACAUGAUUCUGCUCUACUUCCAGAUUUGACCCUCCAACUGGAGCUAGCAAGGUUGUACUUUGACUACAUUCAUGACCAAUUUCAUACCAUAUUCCAUAAACCUAGUCUGAUGAAUGCUAUCGAGCAUGGAACGGUAGCCCCUGUUCUCAUAUAUGGCAUAAUUGCAUUAUCAGCAAGGUUCUCUGACAAUGUGAAGUUUAAAAACAUACCAUCAAAGCAUAGAGGACUACAGUACGCUCAAAAGUGCUCAGAACUUUUGAAUUUGAGAGACAUAUCACUCACAACUGUUCAAGCUGCUCUUCUCCUGGGUGCUUUUUGGACAGGAGAAGGCGAUCCAGCAUCUGAAUCCGUCUAUAUUUGCGUAGGAAUUCAUAUAUCUCAACUCCUUCGUCUUCCUAUUCGUGCUGCUUCCACUCUUCUUGAAAGAGAAGUUGAUGUUCGCGUCUGGUCCACUUUACGUAUGAUCGAUGUGUGGUCUUCAAAUGGCAUGUCUCUUCCUAGAAGAUUGGGGAAUGAGCAUAAUGAGUUACCGAUUAACGAACUGACGUUUCUCCAACUUACCCCCCAUGAUAUCAACCUGGGAGAUGUCAGCGGUGUGUUUUCUUCGUCGCUAGUUGCAGAAAUGGUCAAACUAAACAAGAUACUCGCCGCAAUAAACGAAUUGAACAAGAAUUCGGUCGAAGGCCGGACUGAGGGACAAAUGUCAGAAAAAGAAGUAGACUGGCUUGCUCAACAGCUUACCGACUGGGAGCGUGACUUACCGGACCAUUUGCGAGAUAAUGCCGAAAACCUUUCACGGUACGCUUCUCUUGGCCUUGGCCGAGUAUUUGUGGCAGUGUAUUGUGGCUACUAUCACUUUGGACAGCUCCUUUACUAUCGCUUUCUACAACCUGACAGUUACGCCAGCUGUACACCAAAUAUACGGGCUUAUUAUGCGCUCCAAUGCAAAGCACACGCGGCGGCUCUCUGCCAGAUAAUAUAUAUGUCGCAUUCGACUCCUGGUUGUGAUGUGCUUUAUAGUAUGAUUGGUCAUGUUCUUGUCAUCGCUUCUACUGUGCAAAUCCAUACAUUGUUGUUCUCGAACUCUGACCAAGAGAUCAAGCUGUCCCGUUCUCGACUGGAACGCAACUUUGAGAUCUUGCUACGUUUGUAUGAAAUCUGGCCCUGUAUCUCGGCCUGCCUGUUGCGAUUACGCGUAUUUCAUACUGCGUGUCGGAAAAGUAUGACUACCAGUUUUGUGCUCGAUCGAUGGAUGUUACGAUUUCUCCGAGAGUUCGGACAACCGGUUGAUGAGCGAAAGGGGGGUGAGAUGGAAUCAGACGCCGAUAUACCUUUGUCCCUUGAGAAAAUAGGUCUUAGUCCAGCCCCCAAAGCUUGAGUUACUGCACGUGUGAUCUUGCCGAUUUCUUCCUCCGCUAUCUAUAUCUAUUUUUCGAUUAUAGUUGAAUAAAAGCUUAAAGCCCGACUUAUUGAAAUUUACCAAGAUUCCAGGCUAC
Molecule: messenger RNA, 1891 nt
Organism: Talaromyces proteolyticus
Lineage: Eukaryota; Fungi; Ascomycota; Eurotiomycetes; Eurotiales; Trichocomaceae
Product: fungal-specific transcription factor
Exons: 3
Coding region: 172-1773 (533 amino acids)
Biological process (GO): regulation of DNA-templated transcription; DNA-templated transcription
Cellular component (GO): nucleus
Molecular function (GO): DNA-binding transcription factor activity, RNA polymerase II-specific; zinc ion binding; DNA binding
Source: RefSeq, a predicted model, not a curated record